Lacerta agilis (Sand lizard) is the source of this 2123-nucleotide messenger RNA. RefSeq names its product Golgi integral membrane protein 4-like. Lineage: Eukaryota; Metazoa; Chordata; Lepidosauria; Squamata; Lacertidae. Bases 293 to 2077 code for a protein of 594 amino acids. Gene Ontology annotation, cellular component: Golgi apparatus; Golgi membrane. The transcript is spliced from 14 exons. The record is from RefSeq and is a predicted model, not a curated record.
GGAAAGAGAUGAGCUUGCCCUUUCCCCCAGCCUCUAUUUCUUCUCACUGACUCAGACUAUGAGGAUUGUUAAGCCAGCCUGGUCCUGUAAAGAGAAGAGGAAAAGGAAGUAUCCUCCUCCAUCUGGGAAAAUUUAAAGAAAGACCAUUAUUAUUGUUGUUGUUAUUUCAACGGACUGGCCGUUCGGAAGGAGGGGAAGCUGCUGUUCUUGGGCGCUCACAAAAACUUGGACCAGAUGGUAGAGCGGCGAAGAAAAGUAAAAUAAUAAACCCUUUGGCAAGGAAGCUCCCGGGAUGGGGACUGGGCUGUGCACCAGGAGGCAAAAGGGCCUCUUGCAAACAGGGUUUUGCCUAGUGGCCGUCGCCUGCCUGGCAUCCGGAGCUUUCCUGUACAACCACCUCCAGCAGAAGGUGAAGUCUGCAGAAGCCUUGGCUUUGAAAUACAAGCAGCAACAGGAGGUGCUUUCGGCCCAAUUGCAAGUUGUUUACGAACACAGAUCACGGCUAGAACGAUCCUUGCAGAAAGAACGAGGGGAACACAAGAAAACAAAAGAAGAUUUUUUAGUCUACAAGUUAGAAGCUCAAGAAGCCCUCAACAAAGAGAAGCAAGAUUCCAUGAACAGAUAUGGAGCCCUGAGCUCGCAGCAUAAGAUCCUGAAGAAUCAGCACGAAGAUGUCAAAAAGCAGCUUCUCGACCUGCAGAUGCAACACAACGGGCUGAAACUGGAACACCGCAAGAUAACAGAGACCCACAACCAGAAAUACUCUCAGCUGCAGAGGGAGAAGGAAAGCGAGGUGGGAGGUUUGCAAGAUACAGUUUACAAGCUCAGGGAGGAGAGCAAGUUGCUUCGCAAAGCCCACCAGGAUGUUCACUCGCAGCUUCUCAGUGCUCAGGUCCAGAUGGAAGAGUUCAGGCAGCUCAAGGAGACCCUUCAAAAGAUGCCAAGCUUUAAGGAAGUGGUUGGGGCUAAAGCCCAGUUGAAGAAUGAGCAGCCCCCAGGACCAGGACUUGGCAUGUUGCAGAUUGUUAGGCCAAAGGCCUCACUAGGCAAUGAAGCAAAACCACCCCUGAGUCCCUUGGGGCAAGCUGCAGUUCCAGCAGGGAGUUCCCCUGUUGCUCCGGCCUCUAGCAUCAAACAGCAGGGAGAAGCAAUCUUGCAUGAAGGCCAGGCUUCACAAGGCAACAGCAGGCCUCAGGGCAAUGUGCCGUUUGGCCAGGUGGCCCCACCCCACGAAGCCCACCUGCCACCUCCAGCCUGGCCUCAGGCAGGGCAAAGGGAUAGCCCCAUAGUCCGCUUCACGAGGAUGGUGAAUAGUGUGCAGAAUGGGAACCAGGAUCAAAAAGUUGCUCAGAGCAUGCCGAGGGAGAGCGAGGAAAACGUUCAUUCUGAAGCCAUGGCGAACAGCUUCAGACUCGUGCCUGCCUCAGAGGAAGCCCAGGAUUUGGAAAAGCAGCCCUCUGUGGGGAGCCAGCGGGAUCAUGCCAUGCAGAGCUGGCAAGACAUAGUCAACAAGGUCAAUGCCCAGGUGGAUGAAGAACAGGCUCCUCGUUACCCACAAAGCCUCCACCUAGGCAGCCGACCCGGUGUCAAUCAAGCGCUGGCCAAUCCACAGAGAGGGGUGGGGAAGCAGCAAGCCAGUUGGGAAGCCGGAAAAGGAGGAACGGAUGACGAGGAACUCCAUAUGGAUGCUGGCAUGAUUGAGAAAGGAGGCAAUUCUCAGCCCCAGAAGGAUGCAAUCAUCCAGGAACCAGUGGUGCCUGAUGCUGCUGACCCUGCCAAGGACCCCAACAAUCAAGGGGAAGAUGAAUUCGAGGAGGCAGAGCUGGAACGCCCAGACUUUGAAGAGAAACUAGGUCAGGCCGUUCAACUUGGCCAUACCAAUGGGCCGGCUAAAGAUGCAACAAAGGGAAAGAUCCAGAAGGAUGCUGGUAGACCAAAGAAAAUUGCCGAUGACCCAAUGGAUGAUUAUCAGGAAGACCAGGAGCAAGAUCUUGAAGAUCAUGGAGGUGAGGUAGACGACGCUGAUGAUCUGGAACUGGCCCAGGAACCCGGAGGCCGAGUGGAAAGAGACUACUAAAUUUCACGCUGGCUCGAUGGGGGAUACCAGAGGAAAGAGCCUCAAA